UUUCACAGAGAUUUGGUUGCUCAGCUAGGUUGGCUUGGCAUGUCUGGACGUGGGAAGCAAGGAGGCAAGACCCGGGCCAAGGCCAAGACGCGCUCGUCGCGGGCCGGCCUGCAGUUCCCGGUGGGCCGCGUCCACCGCCUGCUCCGCAAGGGCAACUACGCCGAGCGGGUCGGGGCCGGCGCGCCCGUGUACCUGGCGGCCGUGCUCGAGUACCUGACGGCCGAGAUCCUGGAGCUGGCGGGCAACGCGGCGCGCGACAACAAGAAGACGCGUAUCAUCCCGCGCCACCUGCAGCUGGCCAUCCGCAACGACGAGGAGCUCAACAAGCUGCUGGGCCGCGUGACCAUCGCGCAGGGCGGCGUCCUGCCCAACAUCCAGGCCGUGCUGCUGCCCAAGAAGACCGAGAGCCACCACAAGGCCAAGGGCAAGUAAAGUCUAGCACAAACAGCACGUAUCUUCCACUUAACUACAGCAAAUUAAAGGCUCUUUUCAGAGCCAUCCAUAUUUUCACAAGAAAGGCUGGUAACGAGUUUAUACUACCUUGGUAGAAUCAACCCUGAAUACAUUCGUAAAAGGUAAGGUUAAAACCUUGAGAGCCAAGGAAAGCGGCCGUGUACCCUGAACUUAGUGCAUACCAGACGUAACUUCGCUAUGAGAAAGUAAAGGGACUGAAGUGUACAAGCAGGAAGAAAAUUUGCUUUUGGCCAAUGCCCCCCGUGCUUUUCAAGUUUCCAGUUUAAGGAAAAGCCAUUUUACCCAAGAAAAGUCGGCGAUCAUUUGUUGCGGGCCACUGUUGUAUCUAGCGUUAUCAGAGCCGGUGCUUUACGUGUGAUACUCCAAAUCCACCCAGGGACGCCGCCAUGUGGUUUCAUACGAGAAAACUCGGUAUUAGGGGAGCUAUAAUGACCAGACCUAGAAAGUGGCAGUCCAGGCGACCCGAGAUUUACUUCAAAAUAACUAACCCAACCAUCUAGAGGCGAAGGUAACAAGAUAAAAUUGUACUCGAUGAAAAGUGCAGACCAGCAGGAUUGAUAACCUGCGAGCCUGUAAAGAAUUUGGGGAAUUUCAGGUCCCACUUAGAUUUACAGAGCCACACAAAUUACAUAAACGUGCUUCUUAAAUGGCUGGUUACCUAAACUGUACUUAGUGAAAGCGUAAAAGAAUCUUUGAACAUUAUUUCAUACUGAGAAAGGGAGAGAGGGGGAGUAAUUCAUCCAAUCAGAUCCUCCAGUAAUUAAGCAAUGUGGUUACCGUUC
Messenger RNA from Callorhinus ursinus (northern fur seal), 1256 nucleotides. NCBI's taxonomy places the organism in Eukaryota, Metazoa, Chordata, Mammalia, Carnivora, Otariidae. The record is from RefSeq and is a predicted model, not a curated record.